This is a messenger RNA of Erythranthe guttata (spotted monkey flower), 2585 nucleotides long. RefSeq names its product Galactose oxidase/kelch repeat superfamily protein. The record is from RefSeq and is a predicted model, not a curated record. Gene Ontology annotation, molecular function: protein binding. Lineage: Eukaryota; Viridiplantae; Streptophyta; Magnoliopsida; Lamiales; Phrymaceae.
GUGCGCCUACACUCUCGUUUUCUCUCUUUCAUUCAUAAGUAAUUUACUGCAAAUCUCAGAAUACCUCUACGGCAUUAUCGAUACAUACAGUUCUGUAGUCUCUCUGUAUAUAAUAUAUUAUAAUAUAAUAAUAAAAUAAAUAAAUAAAUAGUAUCAUAAUACGACGACGUACGUGGACAUUGUGAACUGUGGUAACAGCAAAUAGGAUAGAGAAGAAGCCCCAAAUUCCGAGCUGUUCGUACAUUUUUCACUGUGUUCAGAAGCCCUAAUUAUUUCUCGAUUUCUGAGCUUUCGGAUUUCGAAAACAUGUUUGGUUUUUCGAGGAGAAAGAUGAAGAUUGGGAGAGUGAAAGUUCAACUCUCGGACUCUUCUCAGGGAACUAGAAGUCCAAUACGGCACGCUAAACGGUUUAGCAGUUCCAAUGGUGAAGGUGUGGCGUUAGCAAGUAGUGAAUCGGAUGAACUUAAUUGCCAUUCUUCGUCUAAUACGCCGGAGCUUAACAACUGCUCUUCGGGCAGCUCUGAAAAUUGGAUGGUGCCUUCUAUCAGUGGAGAGAAGCCUACACCUCGCUUCAAUCAUGCAGCGGCAGUAGUCGGGAAUAAGAUGGUGGUGGUUGGUGGUGAAUCUGCUAGUGGGUUGUUGGAAGAUGUCCAGGUGCUGAAUUUUGAUAGAUAUUCAUGGACUAAGUCUUCAUCGAAGCUUUACCUUUCACCGACAAGUCUUCCUCUAAAAAUUCCAGCAUGCAAAGGUCACACUUUGGUCCCUUGGGGGAAGAAAGUACUUCUUAUUGGAGGGAAAACCGAGCCUGCAAGUGACAGAGUGUCAGUUUGGGCAUUUGAUAUGGAAGCAGAAUGUUGGUCACUUAUCGAAGCAAAGGGAGACAUCCCGGUUGCGCGUAGUGGUCAUACUGUUGUUAGGGCAAAUUCUGUCCUAAUCUUAUUCGGAGGCGAAGACAGUAAACGGAGGAAACUCAAUGAUCUGCAUAUGUUUGAUCUGAAAUCUCUAACAUGGCUUCCUCUUCAUUGCACAGGACCAAGACCAUCGCCAAGAUCAAACCAUAUUGCGGCUCUUUAUAAUGACAAAAUGCUUUUCGUUUUUGGUGGGGCGUCGAAAUCUAGGACCCUGAACGACUUGUACUCACUCGACUUUGAGGCAAUGGUAUGGUCAAGAAUUAAAAUACGAGGUUUUCAUCCUUCGCCUAGAUCUGGUUGUUGUGGAGCGCUCUGUGGAACAAAAUGGUAUAUUACAGGCGGUGGUAGUAAGAGAAAACGACCUGCGGAGACCUUGAUAUUUGAUGUAAUAAAGUUUGAAUGGUCAAUUGCCGUUGCAUCACAUCCAUCUUCCAUAACUACCAACAAGGGCUUCAGUCUAGUUCUUGUGCAGCAUAAAGAAAGGGAUAUUCUUGUUGCAUUUGGUGGUAUAAAAAAAGAUCCAUCAAACCAGGUCGAGGUACUUAUCAUGGAAAAAGUCGAAUCAUCAAUAAUUCGAAGAUCCACUUUGAGUAAAGUUGCUGGAACAUUGCUGUCUGAAAAUGGACCUUCUUCCAUAGGCUUGUCUCAACCAGGCAAUGCUGCUUCUCUUAGCGGCCAUUUUGAUUCCAUCUCGAGACUUAAUUUAGCUUCUGCAAUCGAACAUCAUGGAUCGGGUAGAAAAUCAUUGUCUGAAUCUUUACUUGUUGACCCGAACCCUGGUCCUGGUAAUGUGUCACUCAGGAAACAGUUCUAUAAUGAAGAGGAGAAUGCUGAUGCAACCACAACAAAGAUCUCGGUGGACAAAAAUUCGUUCCAGACAAUGGAGCCAAACACGAAGUUGUCAGAUUCUGGUGGUGUUGGGGUGAGCUACAACGGAGACAGAAGCACAGAAGAAAGAUCGUAUGCAUCUGAAUCAGAUAAGCAAGAAACCGAAGAUCUUAUAUUGCAAGAAAACGACGGCAAAUCAAGAAUGACAGCUCCGCCAGGUGUCUACCAGGUAAGCGAAGCCAAGUUAGCUAGCCUUAUGAGGAAGAACGGAAUCCUGGAAGGACAGCUGGCGGCUGCACUAGCGGCUCGAGAGGCGGCAGAGAAGAAUCUGUCAGCUGCUAUAAGAAGUCGGCUGGAAAUGGAGAAGAAAUUGGGAGAGGCAAUGAAGGAAAUGGAGAUGCUCAGAGAAAAGGUAACAAGUGUUGAGCUGGCACAGGAAGAGGCUAAUAGCCUAUCAAACAUUGUCCACUCGGACAACGUAAGACUCGAGCAUGACGUGGCCUUCCUUAAAGCCGUUUUGGAUGAUACCCAAAAGGAACUUCAUUCGACUAGAGGAGUUCUUGCUGGAGAGCAUGGAAGAGCGUUCCAGUUACAGGUAGAAGUUUUCCAUCUGAAACAGAGAUUACAGUCAUUGGAGCCUCGAGCACCGACACCUAGGAAACCUUACCAUGUUUAGUAUAUGCAAAAAAAAAUCCAAUUUACCACAUUAAGCAUGUGUAUGUAUUCCACGAAGCAUGUACGUACGUACCCCCCUCUCGUUUUGUGCCUGUAAUAUAUAAGCUUAACUAUCAUUACACAGCCUUUACAUGGAAUUGCUAAUAUUAUGUAAUAAGGUUCGUUUCGGUU